AUCUUAUCUUCACAAUUUUGAGAAACUACAAUUAAAAGGUUGUAGACAAAUUACAAUUUUUAAUAUUAACCUCAAUAAUUGGAAAUUAAAUAAUAUUUGGCUGAAAAAGCAUCUUCUUAGGAAAUAGGUAAUAUUCUAAAUGAAUUAUUAGAAACGCCCUAUAAUUACUGCUUAACAAGAAUUUCAUAAUCAAAAAGAUAGAGGACCCUAGGCAUCUUAUAAACUAAGAUUUUUAUAAACAAAUCUUCAUUUUUGAAAAACUAAUCCAGAUUAUUAACAUUAAAUUAAGAAUAUUUUUAGAGGUAAGAAAUAACUUCAUUUCCUUUUGCUGAAGUGAAUAGAUAAAAUUUGAGAGGAAAGCCCUAUAAUUUUCAUAGAAAACAACUCAUUUUGUCUUAUGAAAAGUCUAAGCCAUAUUCAGAAAUAAAGUCAAAUUAAAUAAUAAUUCAAGGAGAUCCAAAAUUUUAGAAACAUAAAUUUAAACUUUCUAUACAAGUAUGAUAAAACCUCUAGAAUAAUUAUCAAAUUCUCAUUCUCUAAUUAAGUCUCAUAUUUCAAAAUUGGAACUGAAAAUAUUUAUUAUUAAUCGGAAUUGCAAUCCAAGUAUUCUUAUUAAUUUAAUUAUAUUUAAAGUUUCAAAAAUACAGCUGGACAACCUGGACAAUUAACAGGAAAAGUAUUAAAUGAUUUAAGAUUUUCUCAUUUUGGAUUAAAUGACAAUAGUAGCAGAAAUACAUUUAUGACACAAAAUAAAUGGAAGCACAUAAUUCAUAAUAAUAAGAAUAUCCUAAUAAAUUAGAUUCGUUUACUAGUGCAAAUUUGUAUUAUUCUUAUAGAUCACAUCAUUUCACACUUGAGUAAAAUAGAGAAGAUCUAAUAUUAUAAUCAUAGACCUUUGAAUGGUUAACCAAAUUUUUAAAUUAACAGUAAGUCAACAAUUUGA
Messenger RNA from Paramecium sonneborni, 943 nucleotides. Lineage: Eukaryota; Ciliophora; Oligohymenophorea; Peniculida; Parameciidae. The record is from the annotation of a GenBank genome assembly.